Molecule: messenger RNA, 1659 nt
Organism: Rotaria sp. Silwood1
Lineage: Eukaryota; Metazoa; Rotifera; Eurotatoria; Philodinida; Philodinidae
Source: the annotation of a GenBank genome assembly
AUGAAAAAAUCAACUAAACGAAAUAAUGAAACAAUUAGUUUACCACGAUUAAAUAAAAAAGAUCAUGAUUUACUUCACAUGUUAAAAUUACAUCGAUUUAAUGAUAAAUUUAUUUCAUAUAAACCAAAAACUAAAACAAAUACAUAUUUACAAAUACCUUUAUCUAUUGGAUAUAUACCUUAUUCUAAACAAUCAUCAUUUGAUGAUAGAAUUUGUAAUACAACUAAUUCUAUACUAAUCAAUGAUAAUAAUAAUGAAUUAGAAGAAAAAUUUUUAUUAAAUACAAUAAAUACAAAAUCAUCAAUAUCAUAUCAUAUAUAUAAAUAUUCACGACGUGAACAAAAAAAUUUUUAUGCAAGUAUUAAAAGAGCUCGAUUAAAAAAACAAUAUUCAUCAAUAAAAAAAUUUCAUAAAAAUUCAUUUAUAUUUAAUAAAGAAAAUUUUUUAAUAAAUUUACCAACAAAAAUAAAUUUACGUCAACAAUUAAAUACAAAUGCAAAUAAUUCAUAUCCAUUAAUAUUUGAUCCAAAUUUUCAUACAUUAGUUAAAAUAUCAACAAAUAAUUUAUUUCAUAAUUAUUUUUCUGAUAUAAAUAUUUAUUUUCAUUUAAUAAAUUCAAUAGCUAGUCAAGAAUUUCAAAUAAUUAUAAAUAGUAAUGAUAAUCAACAACAUAUAUCAUAUACAGCAUAUUCAUUUAUAAAUAUUCUUCGACAAACAAUGGCUGAUUAUUCAUUAAAUUUACAAAAAAAUUUUAAAAGAAAUUAUUUUCAAACAUUUCAACAUAAUGAUCAACAAAUUACAAUACCAUUUAAAAUUCGACGUUAUGAUCAAACAAUAUCAUCAUCAUCAUUAUCUAAUAUUCAAAUUGACAAUAAUGAUCAUCAUGCAGAAAUACAAAUAGAUAACAAUUUAUCAUCCAUACCAAUAAAUAACAAUUCUAUUGUUCAAAUUGAAAAUAAUGAAAUGAAUAAUUCAAUCGUACAUCCGGUACAACCUGAUUUAACUUUAAUACAACAUCAAUCAUCAAGAGAUCUAACAAGUAUACAACCAAUUCAAACUUCUUUUAUCCCAAUUGUUGAAGAACAAAAAACGAAUCGAAGUUCUAGUCCUAUUUUUUUAAAAAAACAAAAACUAGAACCAAUACAAAAUGAAAAUGAUCAAUCUAGUUUUCCUAUUGAUAGACCUCGUAUUCGUAUCAUAAAUGGAUCACAUGAUAAUAGAAAACAAUCAUCUUCUGGUAAAAAAAUUUACAAGUCAAAUAAUCAAAUUGAUGAAAAUUCAAUGAUAAAACCUAUACGAAUGAGUACACGUAAAAAUUCAAUAAAAACUGAAAUAAUCGCAGAUAUGAAUCCAUCUUUUGAAACAAAACCGAUUAUUUUAUCUUCUAAUGAAAUUUCAAAACAAUGGUUAACACAUACUGUUUUUUAUCGUUGUCAUGCUUGUUCACAUGAAGAAUUUUUUGUUGUUUUAUCACGUGAAUGUAUCAAUUUACAUAUAUCAUCAAAACAUGGUAAUAUGGAAGAAAAUUUUAAACAACGUUUAUCAAAUUUUCUUAAUAAUAAAGGACAUUCAUUAAAAAUUUUUCAACAUUAUUUAAAAUGGCAACAACCAUGGUCAGAAAAACAAAUUGAACAAAUAUUUAAAUUAUCGAACAAAUAA